Molecule: messenger RNA, 7416 nt
Organism: Oryzias melastigma (Indian medaka)
Lineage: Eukaryota; Metazoa; Chordata; Actinopteri; Beloniformes; Adrianichthyidae
Product: A disintegrin and metalloproteinase with thrombospondin motifs 14
Exons: 22
Coding region: 903-4463 (1186 amino acids)
Biological process (GO): proteolysis; extracellular matrix organization
Cellular component (GO): extracellular matrix
Molecular function (GO): metalloendopeptidase activity
Source: RefSeq, a predicted model, not a curated record
CAAGUGUGCAUUGGUGUGUUUCUUGAUUUAUGACCAUGUGAUCACUAACAUGUGUUCACGGAUUUAUGUAAACAAGCUGCUGCUAUAGGAGUUUUUUUUUUUUUUCUUUAGUUUCUUUUUUACGCACCGCAAAAAGUGGGACUAUAAAUAAAAUAAUUGGGUAAAAUCCUAAUAAUAUUUUCUUUAUGUUAAAACUCUUGAAUUUAAUAGAGUAACUUAAAAAAAAAAUUUAAAGAGUUUGCCUGUCGUUGCUUUAGCAGUUGAGCUUCCUGCAGCCAGCGGUGCGUAAUUGUGCGCAAAUGGCAGAUGUUCCAAAACCGGGACACUAUGUCUCCACACACUUUAUCUGAACCUUUAGUGAUUUUUUUCCUCCCCCCAGAGUAGGGUAGGCGUGCGUCAACUUGGUCCUUUGCUUUACUACUGUAAGUUAUUUGAGGAAGUAAAGAAUAAAAAAGGAGAGGAAAAAAAUGGGCAACUACUUCAAACCGUUUUUUUUUUUUUUACCGGAGAGUUGUCGUCAUCCGCACCCCAGAUACCCCCCUCUCUCACCCCUCCUCCCCACCACCCUCCCACUUAGCUCCCUAAAUGGAUGGGGCAGUCUUGGUUUGUGCAGUUCAGCGCAGGCCAAACGACUGGAGGAACUUGUGAACGUCCGUCACUUUUCUGGCGUCCAGCGCGCAGAAAUGCCGGGCUGCCUCGUUGCUGCUGCUGCUGCUGAAGCUCAGCUCUGAGGGACUUUUCUCCUGCUUUUUGCGCAUUCCCACCCCCCUACUCUUUUCUUUUCUUUCCUUUCUUUUCUUUUCCCCUUUUCUUUUCUUUUCAGGAGGACCGACUCAAAGCUCACAACUGAAAAAAGGAGAAGUUAACCGCAUUUGCAGCUGUCACGCUCAACUUUUUCCACUAUGGAUUGUAUGUAUUUACUGAUGUACUUUUCAGUCAGUCAAGUAUUUUUGGAGCAUUUUUCAGCUGCAGAAACACAAGAAAAACUCUCUGGAAAGUUAAGAGAGUAUGGUCUUAUUGUGCCAUUCAGCACAGACUCCCACGGCCGGUACAUUUCUCACGUGGUCUCUGCUGGAAGUGGAAGUAAAAGUUCUGAUGCUGCCUCUAGCCUUAGCAGCAGAAGAAGAAGAAGGGUGGCCCGUGGUGCCCCUGAGAUGCCCUCGGCCACCUCUCCUGCAGCUCAGCACCUGUUCUUCAAUGUCACUGUUUUUGGGAAGGAGCUUCACCUUCGCCUCAAAGCCAACAGGAGGCUGGUGGCCCCGGGGGCUUUUGUGGAGUGGCAAGAAGACUUUAAGGAGAAAAGCAAGGAGCGCAUCAGUGGAGACUGUGUCUUCACUGGGGAUGUGACCGACAUGCCGGAGGCCUCUGUGGCCAUCAGCAACUGUGAUGGGCUGGCAGGCCUGAUUCGGACUGAUAAGGGGGAGUUUUUCAUCGAACCACUCGAGAAGGGCCAACAGGAUGUGGAAUCGAAGGGGCGAGUUCAUGUUGUUUACCGCAGAUCGGCCAUCAAGGCCGGCCAGCAGAGGAGCGACUUCCACAACGAAGUGGCAGAUGUUGGAAUCGCAGACCUUCCCGCGGCUCUAGAUCUUGUUGAACACAGACUGUCGGAGUCCGAGCGAAAGAGGAGACAUGCAAAGAAGGACGACUACAACAUCGAGGUGCUGCUGGCUGUGGAUGACUCUGUGGUGCGCUUCCACGGGAAGGAGCACGUGCAAAAUUACGUUCUCACCCUCAUGAACAUAGUUGAUGAAAUUUACCAUGAUGAAUCCUUGGGGACCAACAUUAACAUCGUCCUCGUUCGUAUGAUAAUGGUCGGGUACAGGCAGUCGAUCAGCCUGAUUGAGCGUGGCAACCCAUCUCGCAGCCUGGAGCAGGUGUGCCGAUGGGCCAACACGCAGCAGCGCCACAACCCCGACCACGCUGAGUACCACGACCACGCCAUCUUCCUCACAAGGCAAGAUUUUGGUCCUGCAGGUAUGCAAGGUUACGCUCCGGUGACGGGGAUGUGCCACCCGCUGAGGAGCUGCACCCUAAACCACGAGGACGGCUUUUCCUCCGCCUUCGUUGUCGCGCAUGAAACCGGCCACGUUUUGGGGAUGGAGCAUGAUGGACAGGGAAACCGUUGUGCUGAUGAGACCAGCAUGGGCAGCAUCAUGGCCCCCCUGGUGCAGGCCGCCUUCCACCGCUAUCACUGGUCGCGCUGCAGUAAGCAGGAGCUCAACAGAUACAUCCAUUCUUACGACUGCCUGCUGGACGAUCCCUUUGAACACAAGUGGCCCAAGCUUCCCGAGCUCCCAGGAAUAAAUUAUUCUAUGGAUGAGCAGUGCCGCUUUGAUUUUGGGGUCGGUUAUAAAAUGUGCACCGCUUUUCGAACUUAUGACCCUUGUAAGCAGUUGUGGUGCAGUCACCCGGACAACCAGUAUUUCUGCAAAACGAAAAAGGGUCCACCUGUAGACGGGACGGAGUGUGCCCCAGGAAAGUGGUGUUUCAAAGGUCAUUGCAUCUGGAGGUCAAGCCAGGAGCCUCAGGGUCACGAUGGGAGCUGGAGCUCAUGGUCCAAGUUUGGGUCGUGCUCCAGGACGUGUGGGGGCGGGAUUCGGUCCCGCAGCAGACAGUGCAACAAUCCUCCGCCGGCCUACGGGGGCCGAGACUGCCCCGGCUCUUCUUUUGACUACCAGAUGUGCAACACGGAGGAGUGCGCUGGCUCCUACGAGGACUUCCGAGCUCAGCAGUGUAUCCAGAGGAGCAACAAAUACCACAAAAAUAUGAAGCACACCUGGCUACCGUAUGAGCACCCAGAUGACUCCCGUAAAUGCGAGUUGAGCUGCAUUUCUAAGGAAACAGAAGAAAUUGUGUUCAUGAAUCAGGUGGUGCAUGAUGGGACGCGGUGCAGCUACUCUGACCCGUACAGUGUGUGCGCCCGAGGAGAGUGUCUGCACGUAGGCUGUGAUAAGGAGGUAGGCUCCUACAAAGAAGAGGACAAAUGCGGGGUGUGUGAAGGGGACAACUCCCACUGCCGUACUGUGAAGCUGACGCUCACUAAAACACCCAAAAAGAACGGAAUGCUGAAAAUGUUUGACAUUCCAAUAGGAGCUCGGCACAUUGUCAUUGAAGAAAAUGAGACUUCCCCUCAUAUUAUUGCUGUGAAGAAUCAAGUCAGUGGAAACUUUAUACUGAAUGAAAAAAGUGAAGACGCAAAGUCAAAGACGUUCAUCGAAAACGGUUUACAGUGGGAGUACUCCAGUGAUGGCGACAGGGAAACUCUGAAAACCAGUGGACCUCUGCAUGACGGCAUCGUGGUGCUGGUCAUUCCGAUGGAAGAAGAAGUGAAAAUCAGCUUGACGUAUAAGUACAUAAUACAUGAAGACCUGCUGCCUUUAAUUACCAACAACAAUGUUCUUCUUUCUGAGCUGGACACGUAUGAGUGGGCCCUGAAGAGCUGGUCUCAGUGCUCCAAACCAUGUGGGGGAGGUAUACAGUAUACAAAGUAUGGCUGCAGGAGGAAGAGCGACGGCCGUUUGGUGCAUCGCAACUUUUGCGAAAGCAGCAAAAAGCCUAAACCCAUCCGCAAACGGUGUAACGUGCAGGAGUGCAGUCCGCCCAAGUGGGUGGUGGAGGACUGGAGCCCCUGCAGUAAGAGCUGCGGGAAACUCGGCUACCAGACCCGAGUGGUGCAGUGCAUGCAGGCUCUCCACAACGGCACCAGCAGGCCGGUCCAUAGCAAACACUGUCCCACCGAUCGGCCUGAAACCAGGCGGGUCUGCAACCACACCGCGUGCCCUGCACAGUGGCGGACGGGGGCGUGGUCACAGUGCUCGGUGAGCUGCGGUGAGGGGAUUCAGCAAAGGCAGGUGGUGUGCAAAACCAGCGACAACACCGUUGGCGAAUGUGAAGGCGAGAAGCCGGAAACGGUCCUUAUUUGUAAGCUGAGCCCAUGUCCAGGGUCACCGCUGUCUUCCCUCUCAUCCCAAACGAUGGAAAAUUUGACGAUGAACGGUGAAGCUGUGUACCAAAUGGUUCCUAAAAAUCCAGUUGACAAAAUCUCUAAUGAACCCUGUCUAGGAGACAAAUCGAUUUUCUGUCAGAUGGAAGUUCUUGCUCGCUACUGCUCCAUCCCUGGAUAUUACAAACUUUGCUGCGAAUCAUGCAGCAGGAAAGAAGCCUCCCCCACGAAUGCUCUCAACUUCCAGGAACUCAAGGCUUUACCAACCCAGAACACUAUGAAGUCCACAGACGCCGCUGCUCAGACUUCAACAGAAGCUACACUGCUCCAGAGUCCCGCAGACGUCAGGGAGCCUCCGCUACCUCCAGAGCCACCACUUCCCCGAGGAGACGCCAGUGGAGGCACCUCUCCAGAGCACAGUCAAAAUAGCACUUUAAGCCCAGAUGCUGCCAGGUCAAGAAGGGACGACUUAGGAUCUGAGAGGGAUUCAGGUCACAGAACCCUGUCGGCUCGGAAAUGAGCGUUUUUUUGAAUGAACCUUCAGAGGUUUUGCUGCGAUAUUUUUCUUUUUUUUUGUCAUGUCAGUGAACUCAGACCAGGCCAGAUGGUUACCUCAUAAGAAAAACACAAACUACAGAGUGAGGUUUGUGUGCUGCAUCUGCACAACGUUCCUCAAACACAACAUGAGUGGAAUAAGAAGAUGUCAUAACAAGGUGCUGUAAACUAAACCGACUACAAGAAGUGCUCAAAAUGUGAUGACUGCAUUAGUAUACUUAUGUUUUUCUCUGUUGUGUAAACCUUUUUAUUUUUUUUCCAAGUGCAUUAGAACUACUAUGAAUGGUUUGCGUACAGAUGUGCAGCUAUGGACUCUUAAGUGUGUCACCAGUCUGAUUAUGAGUACAUGAACAAUUCAAAAACUCAAUUAGAAUUAGUUCUAAAAUAAGAUCCUCAUUAUACUUAGGCCCUUUUUGACAUUAGAAGCAAAUUAACUUACAAGAUAAAAAGGGAUUUUUCAAAUGUUAAUUGCUCCGCUUUGUUUUUUUCAUCAUAAUUUUAAAGUGGUUGUCAAAUUAAACUUUAAAAAAAGCCAUUUACAUGGACAAAACAGUGAUUUAGGCCAAAAAAUAAUCAAAAGCUGCUUGCAUUUAUUUUUUUCAACAAGUUUCUCCUCUGAUUGGUACUCUUUUUAAACACCAUAUGCAUCUUUUAAGAUUAUUUCUUUUUCUGAGGUUUUUACAUAGCUUUCUGUGCAUGUGGGUGAUGUAAAAACGAGAAAAUCACAGGAAGGCUGCUUCUAAAAUGUUUGCCCUGUUGGACUUAAAACCAGCAGCUGCCUGAGUAAUUAUUUUCAGAAAAAAAUUUGCCUGAAAAGGACAAAAUUUGCUUAAAAAUGCAGAGUUUUCAAAAAGAAAAAAAAAAGAUUAAUUUUAGGAUAGUCUCAUUUCUGGCUGUUUGGCUUGAGCCUUUUAUCAAAAAGUGAAAACAGAUAAUUUUCUGUGUCUUUGAUAAACACAAGUCUAUAAAAAUAAAUAAAUAAAAGAAUGUGAGCAAAAAUGCGUUUAUUUAAAAGCCAGACUUUUUAUCUUUUAAAGUAAUUCACUUGAAUGGUUCUGGUGGCACACUCCAGACUUCAUGGCCUUCACUCCCGACAGAAGCUUUAUAGCUUCUCUGUCUCCGGUGCUCUUGUGUUUUGUUUUGUUUUUUUUGGUUCAGAUUGACCACACAGAUGAUUAUCCUCACUGAUGUUUAAAAAGAAAAAAGGUUAUAAUUUUUUUACAGUACUGUAGUACAAACUCUGCCAGUUGUUGACUGUCACUUAGCGCUUCAAAGACCCACUUUGAUCACCAUUUGAUCUAUAUUAAAAGCAUUCUCAAUUGUUUUUUUAAUUAUGAUUAUGCAGAUUUUAGCUAAAAUCCAAAAAAUCUGUUAUUUUUUAGGACAUAGUUUCUGAAUUCCACUCCCCAUGGAUGAGAGCUCUCUGUUUACAUGCCCUCCCACUAGCUUACAGCCCCUCGCACUACCAGCCUAGUCAGACGAGGAAAACAAAGACGUAAAUGGAUCUAUUUGUCUUUAAGUGGAUGAAUCAGAAUGGAAUGGAGUAGGGAUUUUCAGUGUACUUUCAACAUUCCAAAAACUACAUUUUUUCAUCAGCUCCUGAUUUACAACAAUUUGAAUAAAGGAAUACUCAGAAAUGCAACAUCAGAAAAACGCCACAAGAACAAACGCCCAAAACCUUCAUCGGAGUGGGUCUUUAAUAACUAAGAUUUCAGAGAGAACUCUUUUUUUAGUUUUGUAAUAGUAUAGUUUUCAGGUAAGAAUGUACAUAGUGUAAAUUUCAGUUCAUAAAAGUUUUGCAAGUUGGAAAAUCGGCUCAAUGCUGUACGUCUGCAGGUUUGUCUACAUCUGUCUCUGCCUAUUGCAGUUUCUAACGCCACCUUGUUCAUUGUAUAGAUCGUGUACAUACAUACCUAAAUGAAAGCUUUAAAUGUUAAUAUUUAUUGAAUUUUUAAGUGGUGAACGAACAAACAUCUAAAAGAACAAACAUUUUUUUUUUUUUGCAAUUUUCACUUCAUUUUCUUUUUUUUAAUUAUUUUUCAAUGGACUUCUUAGUAGGAGGAGAGGAACAUUUUGUUGUAAAGUUGUAACUUUCCUAAAUAAAAAAUCACAAAUUUACCUUUUGAAAUAAAACUGCGGAUUUUCUUUUUUCUUUUUUAAUGCUCCAUUUGAUGUUUUUUUGUUAAAGUGUAAACAAAUCAGCCAGCAAGAAGAAGCACAUUCAAGCACUUUAUUCAUUCUUUACAGUUUUUGGAGGUGCGUCCAGAGACGAGCGUUCACUUUAGAGCAGGAUGAGGUUUAAGUGGCGCAUUCUGUUCUCCAUUCCUAUUGUAAGCCAGCUUCCUUUGGCCAGGCUGGGACUGGUCUCUGCUUUUUUUGUUUUGUUUUUUUCCAUCAGCAGAGUUUCGUUUUGCAGAGCAGGUAGUCUGUCAGCGUGCCUCCGUCUCUGUCUUGAGGAGCGACGAGGGAGGUGCUGGGUGAAGACUCAUUCAUCUCACAGCGAGGCGUCUGCGGAGAUGUCUCGUGAAAUCCAGCUGUGCUCGGGGCAAAGCCUGAUUGACAAUGGACUUAGGCAGCCAGCCCUAGGAACAAUAGUAGCUUUGUUAGACCUAAAAAAUGCAUUUUCUUAGAAAAAGUAAUGGUGUAACACAAGGCAGAUUCUUCGACAUAUAAAAUAAGUCUCCACUAAGUUAACAAAAAUAAAAACAUUAAAUUAAAUAGUGAAUUUCACAGAUAAAAAUGAAUUUUUUAUAUUUUUGCUUAUCAAAGGAAGAAAACAAACCUAUUUAUUUACCUAAAAGAUUAAACCUGAUAUAUAUUUAUCAUGACAUUCCAACUGAAAAGAGUUUCAUAGAUAACAAUUCUUUGUUUUUGUCCCAUAAGAAGCCAAAAUUGACUUAAAUUGUUUAAAAAAAAAA